AUGAAUACUGUUGAUUUGAUCUUUGGAUUGCUUUUUCCAGCUCAAACUGCAAUUGGAGUGGUGGGGAAUAUGUUUCUUCUCAUAGUCUAUUCCCCCACAUCCUGGACUGGCCAAGCACUGCAGCCCACGCACCUGAUUCUCACCCACAUGGCUGUGGCUAACUUCUUGGUGCUUCUCUUCAAGGGGAUUCCCCACACAAUGUUAAUCUGGGGAAUGACAACUUUGCUGGGAAACGUGGAAUGCACACUUGUCUAUUAUGUUCACAGAGUGGCCCGGGGCCUUUCUCUCUGCACAACUUGCCUUCUUAGUAACGUUCAGGCCAUCACCAUCAGCUCCAGACAUGGAAGGUGGAUUAGACCAAAAGACCGAGCUUGGAGGAAUAUCAGUUUCUCCUGUGUUCUGUGUUGGAUCUUCAACUUGCUGACAAAUACCUUUAUUCCUAUAGAUAUUUGGGGCCUUCAACAUACACACAAUUCUACAAAACAAUGGAAAUAUAGUCUAUGCUCUUGUAAGAGUUCUGAAACAUCUUCAAAGUAUACAUUUCUAUUGACUUUCCCGGAUGUUUUGUUCCUGGGACUCAUGGCUCAGGCCAGUAUCUACAUGGUACUUUUCCUAUAUAGACAUCAGCAGACAGUGAAGCAUAUCCACACGGGAAACAACUCCCACAGAUUCUCUCCAGAGGCAAAAGCCACCCAAAGCAUCAUAUGUCUAGCAAGUACCUUUAUUUUGUUCUAUUUAAUCAAUUCGAUGGUUACAAUUUACAUUUCAGGUUUUUCAAAACAUCUUAUCUUGCUCCAGCAUAUGACUGCAUUCCUGGCAGCCUGCUAUCCCACCAUCAGCCCACUGAUAGUGAUGCUUUGA
Molecule: messenger RNA, 861 nt
Organism: Octodon degus (degu)
Lineage: Eukaryota; Metazoa; Chordata; Mammalia; Rodentia; Octodontidae
Product: vomeronasal type-1 receptor 4-like
Exons: 1
Coding region: 1-861 (286 amino acids)
Biological process (GO): G protein-coupled receptor signaling pathway
Cellular component (GO): membrane
Molecular function (GO): pheromone receptor activity
Source: RefSeq, a predicted model, not a curated record